AUGAAGGGGGCCUACUGCGGGGAGGGGCUCGCCGCCGGCGAUGCUGAGAGCGGCCGCGGCGGCGGAGCCAACGGGGGCUUGGCGGCGGAGCAGCGGGGGAGGUGGGUUCGGGAGUGGAACCGGGCCUUCUUGCUAGUCUGCGCAGCGGGGCUCGUCUUCGACCCGCUCUUCUUCUACACCCUGUCGAUCAGCGGCAGUGGGAUGUGCCUGUUCAUCGACGGCUGGCUCGCUCUCUCUGUCACCGCCCUCCGGUGCAUGGCCGACGCCCUACAUGUGUGGAACAUGUGGCUCAACCUCAAGAUCACCUUCAGCACGGAGGCGUCGGAGGACGACAACGGCAAGGCGGCGCGGAGGGCUGUAAUGCGAUACUUCAAGUCCGUAAAAGGGUUCUUCUUCGAUCUCUUCGUCAUCCUCCCCAUUCCCCAGGUGACCAUUGGUUGCUUCACGAACGUUUCAUGUAUCUCAUUAUCUGGUGUCACCAUCGAUCACGAACGUCUCUCCAGAGGGGAGUUUUGGCACUUGGUAGGAAAAUGUAGAGCACUGGUGUCCUAGAUUGUUGGAGGUAAGAUGGGUGCUACAUAGAAAGAGGGGAAGAAGAAGACCUCCCUCCCCCCUGUUCUUCUAGUAUCCAAGGUGGAUUUUGUCAGCUACUCACAGCUACGGAGGAACCUACCUCUUCCACAGCCUCUGUCUCGGUCUGUCUCUGUCUCUCCACCUACACACCCCCACGCUGGAAACGCGGAGUUACCGCUCUGGUUUUACGUGACCCCUGAGUUACCAGCCCAACUCGUGAGCUCCGAGUUGAGACCUGGGCAACGCGUCGACGUGUCACCCCUUGAGGUCCCCAGAGCCCCUUGGUUUCACCGAGCUAUCAGACCAAUGAAGAAUCCAUCAAUCUUUCUCGUUUACUUCUUUGCCGUCGUUAGGUUUCAGGUUUUCCUGAUUAAUUUAAUAAAUCGUGAUUGAAUCCAUGAAGAUCAUGCUGUGGGUGGCGGCGCCGGCGCUGAUACGGCGGGGAUCGACGACGGCGGUGAUGACGGCGUUCUUGGUGACGUUCCUCGUCCAGUACCUCCCCAAGAUCUACUACUCCGUCCGCCUCUUGCGCCGGACGCAGAACCUCUCCGGCUACAUCUUGGGCACCGUUUGGUGGGGACUGGCUCUCAAUCUGAUUGCCUACUUCGUCGCCUCCCAUGUGAGCGUCUCGACUCCUCCCGACCGCAUUCUUUCCCCUGGAAAUCUAUGAAUCAAGGAUUUAGAAUAACGAGCCCAGAUUUUUCUAACCCCGAACCUGUUGAUAACCAAUCGUCUAUCGCAAUCGAUGUGGGACUACUCCCGUUCAAUCUCUAGUCUCGAUUUCUCUCCAAGCCCGCGUGUUUAUCUCAUCUCUCUACGAAUCCCUUACUUUCGCAUCAUGGCUCCUGGUUCGUCAAUCGUAGUCGAUGUGGGAGGAACUAUUUGCAUAAAAUAUUUACCGAGAUCUCAGAUUGGAGCAGCCUCGCGUCUUGAUCUCUCUCAGCAAUCUUGUUUCCCUCUCUCGAAGACUGUCGUCUUUAACAUUUUGGAUCCCAAGUCACCUGUUGCUUGGAGCUGUCUCCAGCCUGUAUCUCUUUAAACUCGCUUGUUCAUCUCUCCACGAAAUCCCACCUUUCUCUCCCCAGCCACGUAUCGUCUUGGAUGAAAGUAUGAGAUACGGGAGCUUUUUCUCCAAUAUCUCGGCUCGGAGAAAUCUGUGGUCUCUCUCUCUCUCUCUCUCUCCAACUAUCUAUCUUUCUCGCUCUCGGUCUGUUUCUUCUGAGCUACCUUGCUUUAUCUCUCAAGAACUCUUUGAUCUUGGUAAACCCUGCCCAGGCCGCUGGUGCGUGCUGGUACCUGCUGGGGAUACAGAGGGCUACGAGAUGCCUCAAGGAGCAAUGUCUGGCUGCGACAGGGUGCGAGGCGGCGGCGAUCGCGUGUGAGGGGCCAGUCUUCUACGGUACGACGUCGCUCGUGAAGGAGGCGGAGAAGAUGGCCUGGGCGAGCAAGAAGCUCGCCAGGCAUGCCUGUCUCGCCGGCGGCGACAACUACGACUACGGAUCCUACAAGUGGACCGUCGCUCUUGUCACCAACCCUAGCCGCAUCGAGAAGAUCCUCUUCCCCAUCUUCUGGGCCCUCAUGACCCUAAGGUAAGAUCACAUAUUCUACGUAGAUAAAAUUAUAUAAAUAUAUAUUCAUGCAUAUAUUCUUGUAUAUAUAUAUAUGUAUUACAUAUAUAUAUAUAUAUAGAGAGAGAGAGAGAGAGAGAGCGUCUGUGUGUGUGUUUGUGUGACUGGGGAAGUUCUGUGACAGCACGUUCGGGAACUUGGGUUGCACCACGGAGUGGCUGGAGGUGGUCUUCAACAUCAUCAUCAUAACCAGCGGGCUGAUCCUCGUCACUAUGUUGAUCGGGAACAUCAAGGUGAGCCGUCACGAAGCUCGGCUAACUACGAAGUUUGCGACUCUCGAUCGUCUUCUUCUUCAUCAGUGGGGGAGGUUGUGGUGGAGGGGCAGGUGUUCUUGAGCGGGACGAGCUCGAAGAAGCAGGCGAUGCAGCUGCAGCUGAGGAACACAGAGUGGUGGAUGCGGCGGCGCCGCCUGCCGGAGAGCUUCCGACGGCGGGUCCGGCAGUACGAGCGCCGGCGGUGGGCGGCGAUGCGAGGUGUUGACGAGUACGAAAUGAUUCGGGACCUACCGGAGGGCCUCCGCCGGGACAUCAAGUACCACCUCUGUCUCGAUCUCGUCCGACAGGUAACAAGAACACAAUGAACUUGCUUCCUCGAGACUCGUUCCCCAUCCCCAUCUUCAAAUUAGGAGAAAAAUAUCAUUCUGACCCUCAACUUUCCUCCAGGUACCCUUAUUUCAACACAUGGACGCCGUUGUCUUGGAGAACAUCUGCGACAGGGUGAGGUCGCUCAUCUUCACCAAGGGGGAGACUGUGAGCACCCUCUCUCUCUCUCUCUCUCUCUCGCUAUCUAUCUAUCUAUCUAGCUAUCUCUGUGAUGCAUAUCUUUUCCAUUCUGGUGCAGAUAGCGAGAGAAGGGGAGCCGGUGAAGAGGAUGCUGUUCGUGGUGAGGGGACACCUGCAGAGCAGCCAGUUGCUGCGGGAUGGCAUGAAGAGCAGCUGCAUGCUGGGGCCGGGAAACUUCACGGGGGACGAGCUCCUCUCAUGGUGCCUCCGUCGCCCCUUCGUGGAGCGGCUGCCGCUGUCCUCCUCCACGCUGUUGACCAUCGAGACUACCGAAGUCUUCGCCCUGGAGGCGGGUGACGUCAAGUACGUGACGCAGCACUUCCGACACACCUUCGUCAACGACAAGGUGCGGCGGAGCGCGCGCUACUACUCCCCCGGGUGGCGGACCUGGGCGGCGGUAGCGAUCCAGCUGGCCUGGCGACGCCACCGUCACCGCCUCACGCUGUCUUCCCUCUCCUUCAUCCGCCCCCGCCGGCCGCUCUCCCGCAGCUCCUCCAUGGGGGAGGACAAGCUCAGGCUCUACACCGCCAUCCUCACCUCCCCCAAGCCCCUUCUCGACGACUUCCCUCUGUAA
Molecule: messenger RNA, 3557 nt
Organism: Spirodela intermedia
Lineage: Eukaryota; Viridiplantae; Streptophyta; Magnoliopsida; Alismatales; Araceae
Source: the annotation of a GenBank genome assembly